CAGAGCUCCAAUUCUCAAGUUAUUGCUGCUGUUUAAAGCUUUGAUCUAGGAGAAUAUAGGAGAAAAAGAAAAAAAGAAAAGGAUGGUUAUGGAGGAAAGUGAUAAGCCAAUUGAGGUAAGAGCUAUUGAAUCUUUGGGAAAAGGAUUUGAUAUUAGCGGAGAUUUCAGGUUGAAAUAUGCUAAAGGAACGAGGUUGGUGGUGCUUGAUGAGACCAAUAAAAGAGACAUUGUAUUGCCAGGUGCUUUUACUCUCAAAGAUGUUUCGCAAGAUAUUCAUCUUGAUAAAGGCGAUCGUAUCCGAUUCAAAUCAGAUGUUCUUGAAUUCAAUCAGAUAUCUGAGUUACUUAAUCAGAAGUCUUCAAUACACGGAAAAGUUCCUUCAGGCUAUCUUAACACUGUUUUUGAUUUGAGUGGAGACUGGCUUCAUGAUGCUGCAGACACCAAAAAUCUUGCUUUUGAUGGUUACUUUAUUUCAUUAUACCAUUUACAUAUUACUGCAUCUCCACUUAUCCUACAUGAUAGCAUUAAGAAAUCUGUUCCAUCUCACUGGGAUCCAGCAGCAUUGUCUAGGUUCAUACAAACAUAUGGGACACACAUAAUAGUCGGCAUGGCUAUUGGAGGUCAAGAUUUGCUAUGUGUCCGACAGAACUAUUCCUCUACAAUUCCUCCUCCUGAGCUCAGAGGGUAUUUGGAGGAUCUUGGAGAUGUUAUGUUUUCAGAUGGGAAAAGCCCUUCAUUACUACAGAGAAAAACAAGAGACGGCAAACAAAAAGUGCCGGAGGUCUUUAACCACAUUUUGCAGUCAAAAUCAUUGCAGCUGGCCAGCAUUGCAGAAACGUCAAGCAAAGAUGGACUCACUAUCAUUUCAUCAAAAAGAGGAGGAAAUGUGUUCUUGCAGAGUCACUCCAACUGGCUCCAGACUGUACUGGCUAAACCAGAAGGAAUUUUGUUCAAGUUUGUUCCAAUUACUUCUCUUCUGACUGGAAUUCCUGGAAGUGGGUAUCUUAGCCAUGCGAUCAACUUGUAUCUUCGUUACAAACCUGCUCCAGAGGAUUUACGUUAUUUCUUGGAGUUUCAAGUUCCACGGCAAUGGGCCCCUAUGUUCUGCGAGCUGCCUCUUAGGCAUCAGAGGAAAAAAUCUUCUUUCCCUUCCCUGCAAUUUGCUUUCUUGGGCCCUAAGAUACACGUCAGCUGUACGCAGGUUUCAAGUGAUCUGAAACCUGUAGUUGGCCUCCGUUUGUACUUGGAUGGAAAGAAAUGCAACCGAUUAGCAAUACAUGUGCAACAUCUCUCAAGUCUGCCAAGUAUGAUGUUAUCCACUUCCGACAGACCAUGCCGAUGGCGAGGUUCAGAUGACUAUAAGUCCAGUGAUCAAUUUUUAGAGGCGGUCAGGUGGAAGAGAUACUCGAAUGUUUGCACAUCUGUUGUCACUCAUGAUCCUAACUGGUUGCAAGAAGUUCCAAGUGGUGUUUUUAUCGUAACUGGUGCACAGCUCCUUUGCAAAGGGAAGUGGCCAAAGACAGUUUUGCAUCUUCGUCUUCUGUACAAUCAUAUACCCAACUGCACUAUCAGGAAGACUGAGUGGGCAGCUGCACCGGAAACUUCUCGUAAGGCCAAUUUCCUCACAAAUCUUAGCUCGGCUUUCUCCUUUACUCAACGGACAGUCAUCGGACAACAAAAGCAGGCUCCAACUGCACUUAAUUCAGGAGUAUAUCCUGAUGGUCCACCCAUACCAAUUAGCUCCGUAAAACUGCUAAGGUAUGUUGACAUAUCGGAGGUAGUGCGCGGUCCACAUGAUGCACCGGGACAUUGGUUGGUAACUGCAGCCAAGCUAGUGAAUGAAAGUGGUAAGAUUAGCUUGCAAGUAAAGUUUGCAUUGUUGGAUUAUCCAUGACUUUCUGCCUCUAUUGUACAUAUCGUGAGACUAAUAUA
This is a messenger RNA of Hibiscus syriacus, 1932 nucleotides long. Its product is annotated as MACPF domain-containing protein At1g14780-like. Gene Ontology annotation, biological process: plant-type hypersensitive response; regulation of salicylic acid mediated signaling pathway. Gene Ontology annotation, cellular component: plasma membrane. The transcript is spliced from 7 exons. The coding region runs from base 83 to 1894 and encodes 603 amino acids. The record is from RefSeq and is a predicted model, not a curated record. NCBI's taxonomy places the organism in Eukaryota, Viridiplantae, Streptophyta, Magnoliopsida, Malvales, Malvaceae.